AUGCCUCGUCAAAUCAACGACAUUAAGCAAUUCUUGGAAAUCGCUCGCAGAAAGGACGCUACUUCUGCUCGCAUCAAGAAGAAUCAAAACAAGGAUGUUAAGUUUAAGCUCCGUUGCUCUAAGUACUUGUACACUUUGGUCGUUGCUGAUGCCAAGAAGGCUGAGAAGCUUCGCCAAUCUCUUCCUCCUGACUUGACUGUUUCCGAGGUUGGAAAGAAGGCAUAA
Schizosaccharomyces osmophilus is the source of this 225-nucleotide messenger RNA. RefSeq names its product 60S ribosomal protein L38. NCBI's taxonomy places the organism in Eukaryota, Fungi, Ascomycota, Schizosaccharomycetes, Schizosaccharomycetales, Schizosaccharomycetaceae. The record is from RefSeq and is a predicted model, not a curated record. Gene Ontology annotation, molecular function: structural constituent of ribosome. The transcript is spliced from 3 exons. Gene Ontology annotation, cellular component: ribosome; cytosolic large ribosomal subunit. The coding region runs from base 1 to 225 and encodes 74 amino acids. Gene Ontology annotation, biological process: protein-RNA complex assembly; translation.